Molecule: messenger RNA, 1079 nt
Organism: Mizuhopecten yessoensis (Yesso scallop)
Lineage: Eukaryota; Metazoa; Mollusca; Bivalvia; Pectinida; Pectinidae
Product: amine sulfotransferase-like
Exons: 5
Coding region: 89-982 (297 amino acids)
Biological process (GO): sulfation
Cellular component (GO): cytoplasm
Molecular function (GO): sulfotransferase activity
Source: RefSeq, a predicted model, not a curated record
GACUGAUUUUUUGGCGGCUGUUCUAGGCCAUCGUACUUAUCUAGCAUCGGUUGAAUUGAUAUUAGUUAUUGAAUCAGUUAGCAUUGAAAUGGCGGAGCUGGUAGACGUACGAGACGACGAGGGGAAUUUCGGGAAAUAUAAAAAGUAUGAUGGCAGAUACUAUGUCAAACAUUUCGUUGGCAAUGUCAAAGAUCAUCUGGCUGCAAUAGACUCGAUGGACGUCAGAGAUGAUGACACUUUCAUUCUCUCGUAUCCAAAGUCAGGAACUCAUUGGGCAUUUACUCUUGCCAGCAUGCUUCGUACUGGAGAAACUGUCUACAAAGGAUCGCCGACAUUCUUAGACUUCACCGAUAAGGACACACUUGAUAAUCUCCCGUCCCCUAGAGUAUUUGCGAGUCACAUGACCUUCGACUUCAUGCCUAAACAAGUUAAGGAAGGGAAGGGCAAGGUCAUUGCAAUAUUUCGGAACCCAAAAGAUGUUCUCACAUCACUCCACACGUUCAUGAAAAAAUUAGAUGUAUUAAAAGAAGAUUACAAAAUGACAUGGAAAGGCCUUCUCAAUUUUCACAUGGAAGGAACAAUUUUCUACGGUUCCUGGUUUGAAUAUAUACAGUCUUGGGAUAAAGUGAAGAUAGAGCACACGGGAAAUAAUAUCAUGUAUCUCAUGUAUGAAGACAUGGUACAGGACCUGGGCUCGCACGUACAUAAGUUGGCGUUGUUUCUUGGAGACACUUACGGAUCAGACUUCGUGGACAAGGUUACUGCAAGAUGUACAUUUAGCAACAUGGCCGAAGAGGCCACGAGGACAUUCACACCAUCCGAACAGUGGAAGACCGUUACCACCACAAAAACACUCCCAAUCUACAGGAAAGGUGUGAUUGGUGACUGGAAAAAUUAUUUUACAGUGGCUCAAAAUGAACAUUUUGACAAAGUGUACAACGACAAAAUUAAAAGUUCUACAUUCAAAUUUCGAUUUGUAUAACAGAUUUAUAAUAUGUUUGAUAUACGUUGUAAGUCGAUAAUUUGUAAAAUACAUUAUCGUUUCCGUAUUAAAUGUUCUCAAUAAACAAACUUUGUAA